ACGAAGAGAAACGCCGUGAUUGCUUUUUUGCCGCCGACAAUAUCGACGGUCCAUCUUGUCGACAGUCGCGGGCUAUCCAUCCUUCUGCCUCGGCCUCUACCCUUCUGUUCCCAAUGACACCACUGGCUUCGACAAUAGAAGGUGAUAAGGAGCUUUAAUAUCCCUAGUUUCAGCGGCUGUUUUUGUGCCUGAUUUCAUCUGGUGCUUGAGUUACAAAUUGCGGCGCUUUCUAUUAUCCUACCUCUCACCAUUCUUUCCGGUGCCCGCAUUCUUCUCUUCUCCCGGUCACCACCAUGAACCUAUGCCCGUUUUGUUUUCUUACAUCGAGAUCGAUUAGCGCUUCCUAGACUCUCGUCGCGGUUGGAGCAUGUCUCUGCCGGGACCAAAUGUCCGUAUCAGCCUCGAUUCCCGACACCUCGCUUGGUCUUACCUCCUCCGAAAUUCAAAUCCUCCGACAACAACAGCAGCUCGUACUUCAGGGUGGUCAUACCGGCGGUGGGGUUACCAGAGGCAGAGGGACUGGAAGGACCAGCAACGCUAGUUCGCGCGCUGCCAGUGCGGCCAGCAGUCAUGGUCGAUUGCUGCUUGAUCCGAUGAGUCUCAGAGCGCUUUCGCAUCAAUUGGAUAAUCUACAGGAACAGAUCCGGAACCGUCUCGACUAUUUGGAAGAACAAAUGCAACUCUCCUUACAGAAUAGCACCGAUCGCGCGGGAAAUGUCAUCCACAAUGCAGACGCCGAGAUCGCACGUACCCGUUCAAUUCUUACUUCGAUUGACGACCUUGAAACAGAGUUCGCCAAAAUUGCGAAUAUAAGAGAAAUCGUCAAACAGUACCGCGCAAGAAUUGAAGGACUCGAUCAGCGUCUUGACCAAGCUGCCCGGCGGAAGCGCUGACCUGUUUCACUUUUAAUUUUCUUCCUACACCAUUCAUUUGAGAUGAUCCGGACGAUAUCUUCAGAUGCCCUGGUGGCUUUUUCGUAUCGGUUUUUAUGUACUUCUUUGACUGCCGGAUGGUUAUAUUGGCUUCUUUCACCACCUCUGACCUUCCUUCAACACCAUCACCACACGACAAACCACACCACUAAAAAGCAAAAAGAAAACAUUGAAAAAAAAAAAAAAGAUGAAUGUGCUUAUGCCUCGAUCUGUCCUAUACGGAC
This is a messenger RNA of Aspergillus ruber CBS 135680, 1156 nucleotides long. RefSeq lists its product as uncharacterized. The record is from RefSeq and is a predicted model, not a curated record. NCBI's taxonomy places the organism in Eukaryota, Fungi, Ascomycota, Eurotiomycetes, Eurotiales, Aspergillaceae. Bases 387 to 893 code for a protein of 168 amino acids. Gene Ontology annotation, cellular component: BLOC-1 complex. Gene Ontology annotation, biological process: endosome organization. The transcript is spliced from 2 exons.